AUGGCGACCCAAUCACCGCACGUUCUCAUCGUUGGCUCAGGAAUCAUUGGGUUGCUUAUCGCACAGGGCCUCAAGAAAGAAGGCAUAUCCUGUGAGAUCUUUGAGUCCGAACCUUCAGCAAGCACCUACCGUCCGCGCGAAUGGGGCAUGUCAAUACAAUGGGGUCUUCCCAUGCUCAAGGACUGCUUGCCCGAAGAGCUCUUCGACGGGAUCCAGACCGCUUCGGUGGAUCCGAAUUUCGACCCCCCGGAUCCUGGCAUCCUGCCUACCUUCAAUGGCGCAACCGGGGAAUUGAUGAAGAACAUUCCACUGCUGCACAUGUACCGGGUCCCCAGGCGAGGGUUCCGAGCUUACUGCGCCCAAGGCCUUAAUGUCCAGUAUGGCAAGGUGCUCGAGUCCGUCGAAUACGACGACGAAAACUCCACCGUCACCGCCGUAUUUGAGAAUGGCACGAAAGCCACAGGCACCUUACUCAUCGGAGCCGAUGGCGCGCAAUCACGUGUGAGAUUGUCUAUCUUGGGGGAGAAGGGACGGCCGUCCCCAGUGCCCUACUCGGCUGUCAAUCUGCAUGUUUGCUAUAACGAUGCGGAGAAGGCCCUGUUCGUUCGCCAAGCACACCCUAUAAUGACACACGCGAUCCACCCUGAUGGUUACUGGCUAUGGAUUUCGAUCCAAGAGGUACCAGACCCCAAUGACCCAGCGACCUGGGUGUUCCAACUGCAGACCACUUGGAAGAAGAGAGAGGGCGAGGAAGUCGGCUCAUUAGCAAACCUGAAAGCCAAGGCUGAGACCUUUGGUGAACCCUUUCGAUCGGCGAAUCUCUGGCUCCCUGAGGACACCAAGGUUCAUGUGAACAAUAUCUCGUACUGGGUGCCGGUCCCUUGGGAUACCCGGAAAGGCAGGGUUUUACUGGCAGGUGAUGCUGCUCACCCCAUGACAUUCCACCGAGGUCAGGGGUUAAACCAUGGUAUCGCGGAUGCGAGGAGCAUCGUUCUCAAAUACAGGGAUGUCCUUGACGGCAAGAUGACUCUCGAAGAAGCUGCCGACGCUUAUCGGGAUGACCUUGUUGAUCGAGCAGGGGAGGAAGUUCGAUUGUCCAUAGAGAACACCCACAUGAUCCAUGACUGGGAGAGGAUGGCCAAUUCGCCCAUCAUGCAACGUGGAGGCCAUCCGAACGAGAAGAAGGCAAAGUAG
This is a messenger RNA of Cladophialophora yegresii CBS 114405, 1194 nucleotides long. RefSeq lists its product as uncharacterized. NCBI's taxonomy places the organism in Eukaryota, Fungi, Ascomycota, Eurotiomycetes, Chaetothyriales, Herpotrichiellaceae. The record is from RefSeq and is a predicted model, not a curated record. Gene Ontology annotation, molecular function: FAD binding. The transcript has 6 exons. The coding region runs from base 1 to 1194 and encodes 397 amino acids.